Molecule: messenger RNA, 707 nt
Organism: Cylicocyclus nassatus
Lineage: Eukaryota; Metazoa; Nematoda; Chromadorea; Rhabditida; Strongylidae
Source: the annotation of a GenBank genome assembly
AUGGAUCAGCAUACGAAAAAGAUCAACCCACAGCAAGUCGGGCAUUUUGCUUGGCAUCAACGCAGUGAAUCACACAAUUUGCCUUCUGUCAGAGAUUGCAAAUGCGGUCUUUAUACUUUCUGGUAUCGCAUAAUCCGCACAACACCUUAUAUUGUGACAGUCAUGGUACUUUGUUCAUCCUAUUCUCUUCCUGUGGCGGUGUGGGGAUGGAUAAACAUGAAUGACGACGUGAUUCCUUUUUGCAAUCCACCAUUAGGGUUGGCACCACGUGUUAGUCGGUUUUGGUCAUCCUCAAACGUUGUUAUAAGCGCCUUGGUCGUGGUCGUAUACGCCCUGAUAAUUGGUUUCAUCGCAGCGAAUGCAAAAUCACGCACUUGCGCUGAUCAGCGUAAGGUCAUAAGACGUUUGCAAGUCGUCAUGAUAGUCUUCAUAUGUUCAUGGUUUACAGCGCUAUUAGGAGUGGACAUGGCAGUCUGGUUUGAUUUCCCUCCAGAUAUCACUCCCAUAUGGCAAAGCAAUAUGAUCAUCUUUGCACUGAUCUGUUACUCGCAAACGUUCUAUGUGUGUAUAUGGCGUUCGCCAGAGUACAGAUUAGCAUUCAAGGAACAACUGAGAUACAUGGCCUGCAGGAAACCGAUGCGACUGUGUUCUGAGUCUACCAAAAAUCCAUCUACGAUCGAUGUCCGAUAAAAGCCCUUCAGAAUGUG